AUGAUUAAUAUUUACAUAAAUGUUGAUAAUGUUGGUGUUGAUAACACUGGUGUUGAUAAUGUUGGUGUUGAUAAUGUUGGUGUUGAUAAUACUGGUAUUGAUAAUACUGAUGUUGAUAAUACUGGUGUUGAUAAUGUUGGUGUUGAUAAUACUGGUGUUGAUAAUGUUGGUGUUGAUAAUGUUGGUGUUGAUAAUGUUGGUGAUGAUAAUGUUGGUGUUGAUAAUACUGGUGUUGAUAAUGUUGGUGUUGAUAAUACUGGUGUUGAUAAUGUUGGUGUUGAUAAUACUGGUGUUGAUAAUGUUGGUGUUGAUAAUGUUGGUGUUGAUAAUGUUGGUGUUGAUAAUGUUGGUGUUGAUAAUACUGGUGUUGAUAAUGUUGGUGUUGAUAAUGUUGGUGUUGAUAAUGUUGGUGUUGAUAAUGUUGGUGUUGAUAAUACUGGUGUUGAUAAUGUUGGUGUUGAUAAUACUGGUGUUGAUAAUGUUGGUGUUGAUAAUACUGGUGUUGAUAAUGUUGGUGUUGAUAAUACUGGUGUUGAUAAUGUUGGUGCUGAUAAUACUGGUGUUGAUAAUGUUGGUGUUGAUAAUACUGGUGCUGAUAAUGUUGGUGUUGAUAAUACUGGUGUUGAUAAUGUUGGUGUUGAUAAUACUGGUGUUGAUAAUGUUGGUGCUGAUAAUGUUGGUGUUGAUAAUGUUGGUGUUGAUAAUACUGGUGCUGAUAAUGUUGGUGUUGAUAAUACUGGUGUUGAUAAUGUUGGUGUUGAUAAUACUGGUGUUGAUAAUGUUGGUGCUGAUAAUGUUGGUGUUGAUAAUACUGGUGUUGAUAAUGUUGGUGUUGAUAAUACUUGUGUUGAUAAUGUUGGUGCUGAUAAUGUUGAUGAUGAUAAUACUGGUGUUGAUAAUGUUGGUGUUAAUAAUACUGGUGCUGAUAAUGUUGGUGCUGAUAAUAGAGUUGAGAAAAUCAGGAGCCCUGAUGACUAUUCGAACUUUCACACUGGGCACUCUCAAGCACACACCUUAGACCACUACACCACUGCAUGGUAA
Messenger RNA from Procambarus clarkii (red swamp crayfish), 1041 nucleotides. Lineage: Eukaryota; Metazoa; Arthropoda; Malacostraca; Decapoda; Cambaridae. The record is from RefSeq and is a predicted model, not a curated record.